Eimeria mitis is the source of this 579-nucleotide messenger RNA. RefSeq lists its product as uncharacterized. Lineage: Eukaryota; Apicomplexa; Conoidasida; Eucoccidiorida; Eimeriidae. The coding region runs from base 1 to 579 and encodes 192 amino acids. The record is from RefSeq and is a predicted model, not a curated record. The transcript is spliced from 5 exons.
AUGGGCAGGAAGAAGGGCAAAAACGAUAUGGAAGCCAAAAAACAGGAAGAGGCUCCACCGGGCCGCAUCCGGGAGGUCAACCCGCUGCUAUCAUCUCGGCAAAAGGCGAAGAGCGCCGAACUGCUGUCUAUACAGAACGACAUAGGCAAAGGGAUUAUCUACAACAUACGGCUAUCAAGAUGGUAUCUUGCCUACUGCUUCCUCAUGGCCAUCGCGACUCUGUGUCUUGUCAUAUUCAUGAUCGUAGACGUCCACUUUCGGAAGAACCCUGUGCCCGUGUGGGUUUGCGUCGUCGACGGACUUAUAACGUUCGCAGUUUGUUUUGAAACGAUCGCCGACAUGAUCCUCUUAGGAAAGGUUGGCGUGGUGGAAUCUCUAGAUGAGUUCGUUACGGUUAUUCUCCUCACAAUACGAUACGUGGCGCAGUUUGUGAGAAUUGUGCGGUACAUCCGAACGGGGGCCGAAGCUCAAGACUCGCUGAGUGCAGCGGAAAAACAUGUCAUUCGUUUUGACCGGCCUGGAGGGCGAGAAGACCCAAGCCGUUCUUCGGCGGUGCGAGGGGGAGAGUUGGACUUCUGA